CUUGCCCGUCCCGCCCCCUCGGCGGCCGCGCUCCUUCUCCAGCUGCCGGCUCGCCGCCCGCCGGGUUCCCGCGGCCGAGAGCGGGAGAAAGUCCUGCUGGUGGGCGGCCGCGGGGCUGCGCGUGUCCGGCAUCCCGGGGCCGCUCCGGCCAGGGCGGCGAGGGGGCCCGGCGGUCCAUGCAUCCGCCGCCUCCUGCCGCCGCCUCUGCGAUGGAUUUCAGUCAGAACAGCCUGUUCGGCUACAUGGAGGACCUGCAGGAGCUCACGAUCAUCGAGAGGCCGGUCCGCCGGAGCCUCAAGACACCAGAAGAAAUAGAAAGAUUGACAGUUGAUGAAGACCUCAGUGAUAUUGAAAGGGCUGUUUAUCUGCUCAGUGCUGGUCAAGAUAUCCAAGGAACAAGUGUGAUUGCAAAUCUUCCGUAUUUGAUGCGACAGAAUCCUGCUGAGACACUGCGGAGAGUCUUGCCAAAAGUUAGAGAAGUCCUGCAUGUUGCAGGAGUGGAAAUGCAGUUAACGGCCGCGGUGUCAUUUUUGACCAUUCUACAGGAAGAUUCAGUGUCAAUUCAUACUUACGCCCACUCCUUCCUCCAAGUCAUUCUACUACAUCUGGAACACAGGGAUGCAGGGGUCAGCAAUGCAUGGCUGGAAACUCUUCUGUUUGUGAUAGAAGUAUUGCCCAAAGAAACCCUAAGACAUGAGAUUUUGAACCCACUUGUUUCCAAGGCACAGCUUUCCCAAACAGUCCAGUCUCGUUUAGUUAGUUGUAAAAUUUUAGGAAAAUUGACCAACAAAUUUGAUGCCCAUAUCAUUAAAAGAGAAAUACUUCCCUUAGUCAAAUCGCUCUGUCAAGAUGUAGAAUAUGAAGUUCGAUCUUGUAUGUGUCGGCAAUUAGAAAAUAUAGCUCAGGGCAUUGGGACAGAACUUACAAAAAGCGUGGUGCUCCCUGAAUUAAUAGAACUCUCUAGGGAUGAAAGCAGCAGUGUGCGGCUUGCAGCAUUUGAAACUUUGGUUAAUCUGCUUGACAUAUUUGAUACAGAUGACAGAAGUCAAACUAUACUUCCCUUAGUGAAAUCAUUUUGUGAAAAAUCUUUCAAAGCAGAUGAAUCAAUUCUCAUUUCCUUAUCGUUCCAUUUAGGAAAACUAUGCCAUGGCCUAUACGGAAUUUUUACUCCCGAUCAACACUUGAGAUUUUUGGAGUUUUAUAAGAAACUUUGUACAUUGGGUUUGCAACAAGAAAAUGGACACAGUGAAAACCAGUUUCCUUCCCAGAUUCUAGAGCAGGAGAAGAAAUAUAUUUCAGUGAGGAAGAACUGUGCUUAUAACUUUCCGGCCAUGAUUGUUUUUGUUGAUCCUAAAAACUUCCACAUGGAACUCUAUUCUACAUUCUUCUGCCUUUGUCAUGACCCUGAAGUACCAGUCAGAUACACUAUUGCUAUUUGCUUUUAUGAAGUGUCUAAACUUCUGAAUUCUGGAGUAUAUUUAAUACAUAAAGAACUAAUAACAUUAUUACAAGACGAAUCACUGGAGGUACUAGAUGCUCUUAUAGAUCAUCUUCCAGAAAUCCUGGAACUUAUGUCUGCGGGUGGAGAAAGCAGUGCCCAAGACAGUAAGUUUUCAUCUCUGCCUGACUUGAUUCCAGCACUCACAGCCGCUGAACAGCGAGCUGCAGCCUCUCUGAAAUGGAGAACUCAUGAGAAGCUACUACAGAAAUAUGCCUGUCUGCCACAUGUCAUAUCAAGUGACCAGAUUUAUUACCGUUUCUUACAAAGAAUGUUCACAAUCAUGAUGACAAAUAAUGUCUUACCUGUCCAAAAGGCAGCUUCACGAACUCUAUGCAUUUUUCUACGUUAUAAUCGUAAACAAGAGCAGAGAUAUGAGGUCAUUCAAAAAUUAAUUGAACAACUAGGCCAAGGAAAAAGUUAUUGGAAUAGACUUCGAUUUUUGGAUACCUGUGAAUUUAUCAUAGAGAUCUUUUCCAAAUCAUUUUUCUGUAAAUAUUUCUUUCUACCUGCUAUUGAACUGACACAUGAUCCAGUAGCGAAUGUGAGAAUGAAACUUUGCUACUUGUUGCCCAAAGUGAAAUCUACUCUGAAGAUCCCUGCAGAUAAGCAUCUACUUCAGCAGUUAGAAAUGUGUGUGAGAAAACUCCUAUGUCAAGAAAAAGAUAAAGACGUUCUGGCCAUUGUAAAAAGAACUGUGUUAGAAUUGGACAGAAUGGAAAUGUCUAUGGAUGCUUUUCAGAAAAAGUUUUAUGAAAAAGAUUUGUUGGAUCAAGAGAAAGAAAGAGAAGAACUACUUCUUUUGGAAAUGGAACAAUUAGAGAAAGAUAAGCAACAAAAUGAUGGAAGGCCCAUGAGUGAUAAAACCUUUGAAAAGAAACGUAGAGACACCAAGACACCAACUCUGCCCAAGAGCGUCUCCAUUUCUGUUCCUGGACCCUCUUCUGGCACCACAUCAACAAGCAAAGAAAUCAAGAAAUCCAAAUUGAUUCGAAGCCAGUCUUUCAAUAAUCAAGCUUUUCAUGCAAAAUAUGGCAACUUAGACAAGUGUGCUAGUAAAAGUUCUGUAGGAGCAUAUACACCUUCUGUCUCAGGGUUAACGAAGACUUGUAUGAUUUCACUAACUGAUGAUUCAUUCCGGACUCGUAAUGCCAGUAGUGCUGCAACUUCCUUUUCUCCUAAUACUCCCCUACCAAGCACCUCCCGUGGGACAAGUAACUCAGUCGAUCCAAAGAGCAGUGGAAGUAAAGAUGUACAACCACGUAAGGCCACCUUAAAAUCCAAUCCUUAAAUCAUCUGCUUGAUAAAGGAGGCAAAACAAGACUACUGGAGACAAUGUGAUUGAUGGACAAAAGCUAAAGCAAUGGCUGGGGCCUUUUUUUUUUUUUAAAUGAAUGCAAAAGAGAUAUAUAAUGGCAGCUGAUGUUGCUAAACGUUCCAUAUUUGAAAUUAGAUUCCCUAGGAGUUAUAAUACAUAUUUCUCAAAUAAUAAUGUGGUUACCGAACUCCAAUGUUAUAGUGAAAUGUAAUGAAAAACAACUUUAGGUAUGUGCUUUACUGCUGAAGAGACAAGUCUGCGUUUGUUUGUGCAGGAAACCAUCUAUUUAAUUGUUAUAGAGUUUUAGCAUUUAAAAAUUAUACAUCCAAAUCAACUGAAAUUGCCCUCGCUACAUAAUCACUUGCAGGGGGACUUGGGAGUAAGAAAGACAUUGCAUUCUCUCAUGAAGCUCCAAGCCCAAUUGAAAAGUCACAUCGAGAAGGAUACAAACAGCUGUCCCCAAUUUUAUCAGUCCAAUCGUGGUGAUGAUAUGUUAUACCUGGACAUUCCGAAAUUGAAAUUUGGCAGUGAAAAUUCCACAAAGAUUUCUGAUAACUUUUAGCCAGAGCUACCUUAAAAAUAAUAGAUUGAUGAUUUCCUUUAUUUCCCAGAAGAAUUUAUUUUAUAAAUACUUUGUUUAUAUUUUAGGUUGUAUUUGUUCUUAAUUAAAAAUGAUCACUCUAGUUCAAAUCAGCUGUUAGUCCAAGCUAUCAUGCUUAAGCUAUGUCAACAGCAUUUAUUUGUACUAAUGCUUAAUAUUUCCAUCAAAAUUUGCCUGUGGAACAUAUACGGUUAUUAAUUUUAAAAUGUCAGUUCUCGAGAUAUACUGUAUGAAGCUAUUGUCAGCUUCUCUAUUUCAAAAUGCAAUCAACAUAUAACUAUAUUGAUAUUAGAAAAUACUUGUUUUUUAAAAUAUAUUGAUGUAUGAUAAAGAUGAUCUAAGUUGUGAAUGCAUAUGCGUGUGUGGUUACUUUUUAUAAUGUGAAAUAAUGAAUAAUGAAUUUACUCGAAAAUAAAACAUAGGUUAAUGAGAUACCUGUGUUUGUGAAAAAGUUUUAAACACUUUCCUGCAGUUUUUAUUCUAUAAUUAAAGCGUAAGACCAUUCACUUUUAAGUAAUGAAUCGAAGCACACCGACGUGAACUAUAAAUGACUCAGGACAGCGACUCAGCAUGAAAGUUCCACGCCAUCUGUUCCCCCUUUGCCCGACAAUCGGCCUCUUUGGGGCUCUUUUGAAUGAUUCUUACUAUCUUUCAUUUAAGGACAGUCAGGUAAAUGUAAUUGUUCACCACUCAUUUUGUCAGUAAUUAACAGUCGAGUGGGUAUAGAAGCUUGACCGUCCUGGCUAAUGUAGUACAUGCUUUGGGGAUUUCACUUAACUGGUGUCCCCCAAGGUACCAGCAUCACUAAUGGGGAACUGAACACAUGGGCCUGGGUGGGAGUGUGUAUGGUGCGCUUGGGAGCUCAGGGCGCCAUCAGCUUUCCCACACUUUGAUUCGUAAGCAGCAUUGACUAUGAUUUUAAAUAAAAUGGAGAAUUUCAGUUUAUUUGUUCAAUAAUAAAUUUAGCAGAGUCAGGAACUUUUAUUUUCCAGUAUGCAUGUGGGAGAAGAGGAAGGCGAUUUGACAGAGAAAAGUCGCUACUGCUUAUAAAGUUCAGGCAUCUACAGAAGUCAGCUACCGUCUUAUUCCAAGGCACUAAAAUUAAGACAGACAAUCAAAAUUACAUUGGGAAGAUUUCUUUUCUUUUCUUUUUUUUUUUUUGCAGAGCAUAAUUUCUAAAAUCAUUGAAAUAUUUGUUUAAAUUAUACUUCCAAAGACAGAUAUAUAUAAAAACAGUGAAAAACAAAUUGGUGACAGUUAUGAAUAUCCACACACAUCUCGAUUUACACUGGAAACAGGAUUGAUACUCUUGUAAAAGUCCUCAGUUUAACACUUUAUCAUAUACCGUGUUUCCCCAAAAACAAGACCUAGCCAGACAAGCAGCUCU
Rhinolophus ferrumequinum (greater horseshoe bat) is the source of this 4804-nucleotide messenger RNA. RefSeq names its product protein phosphatase 4 regulatory subunit 4 (gene PPP4R4). The transcript is spliced from 25 exons. NCBI's taxonomy places the organism in Eukaryota, Metazoa, Chordata, Mammalia, Chiroptera, Rhinolophidae. Gene Ontology annotation, cellular component: cytosol; protein serine/threonine phosphatase complex. Gene Ontology annotation, molecular function: protein phosphatase regulator activity; protein binding. Bases 177 to 2789 code for a protein of 870 amino acids. The record is from RefSeq and is a predicted model, not a curated record.